UUGUACAUGGCUGCCAACAUGGGUAUUAGAAAUUGGAAUAAAAAAUUUGACAAUGUUGGUCGUAUUAAAAUAAACAUAAAUUUGGUAUGAGAGGGUAUAUCCUAAGUCCUGUCUUGAAGUUGCUUACAUAGUUAUAUGGUGUAUCCUAAGUCCUGUCUUCCAAAUACAUGAGAUGUCUAUAGUGGUAUGAGAGGGGGCAGGAGGUGUGCGCAAUAGUCUCUGCAGGGUGAGUGAAGGGGUUUGUCAAUCUGUGCUUGGUGAAGGUAGUGGGUCUUGUAGGUCAUUUGAUGGUAUAGAGUGGCAGUGGUUAAACUUGGCGUCCCGUGGCCUAAAUGUGGUGGCUGUGCUCUGUGGAGUAUUGUAGGGGAUGUGAGAGGAUGUUGAUGUAAUCAGGUGGCUUUGGCGAUGAGUUGGAUGGUGCUGGAGGGUGUCAAGGUUGCUAGUGGUUUGUUGUCAGUAUUGAUAACUUAGCUUUGGAGGCAAUUUAUGCUUUUAUAAUUUAUAUAUCCUAAAAGCUAGUCAACUAUUCAAACUUAGGUCCUAGUUUUUGUGUUUUUUCUUUUUCCAAAUGAUUAAACUUGCCAAAAAAUAAUCUUAGUUGUAAUUGAUGGAAUUUGGAUUGGUUGAAAUCCCUUUUAUUGGUUUGUGUAAGCAUAAUGUUUCCACCUAGUUGCCCUUCUAUAACUCAAAGGGUUGUGCAUAAAAAGUUGUGAGGUACAACUGUUUGAUAUAAUUCUUAGUACAUGUAGAGCAUAAUUACCAUUGUCAAUUAUUAACAACAAAUGAACUUUAGCUGUGUAGUGAUUUAAAACUAUUCUGCUCCAUAUCAUAUCAUCACCUCAUUUAUCCAUUUUCUUAUAAUCUCCAUAAUAUAAACCUUCCCGUGAAUGUUUGUUUUAAAGUCCAUGAAGUAGGUUUUUGGGCAUGAAUCAGGUAUUCAGGUUUAGGGGUUUAUCAUUCAUUGGAGGAUUUUCUUCAUAAACCCCACUCGGGUGGCCUUCGCCGAUGACAUUUGGAGAACAAAAUACAGAGAAAGAAGCUCACUAUAUACUUAGUUAUGCAUUUGAUCAGGGAAUCAACAUCUUGGAUACUGCAGAAGCUUAUCCGAUCCCAAUGAAGAAGGAAACACAAGGUAGAACUGAUCUUUAUAUUGGUAGCUGGUUGAAGUCUCAGCCUCGUAAUAAGGUUAUUAUAGCAACAAAAGUAUGUGGUUAUUCAGAGCGUGUCAGUUAUAUCCGUGACAAUGCAGAGGUAUUGCGUGUUGAUGCUGCUAAUAUAAAAGAAAGUGUGGAGAAAAGCCUUAAGAGGCUCAACACUGACUAUAUUGAUUUAUUACAAAUUCAUUGGCCAGAUCGCUAUGUUGCAUUGUUUGGUGAUUUUUAUUAUGAUUACAACAAAUGGAGGGAAGGUGUGCCAUUUGAGGAGCAACUUAAGGCCUUGCAAGAAGUUAUUGAUGAAGGAAAGGUGAGAUACAUUGGAAUCUCGAAUGAAACUUGUUAUGGUGUUAUGGAGUUUGUCCGUGCAGAAAAAGUUGGAGGACUUCCAAAGAUCGUUAGCAUUCAAAACUGCUACAAUCUACUCACUCGAUGUCGGUUUGAAGCUGACCUUGUUGAAGUUUGUCAUCCAAACAAUUAUAACAUUGGUCUACUUGCCUACUCUCCUUUGGCUGGUGGAAAUCUCACUGGAAAAUAUUUGGAUCCUGAUUGUGUUGCUGCUAAGAAAGGAAGGCUGAAUCUUUUCCCUGGUUAUAUGGAACGAUAUAUUAACCCCUAUGCAAAGGUGGUAACUGCCAAGUAUGUUGAGCUGGCCAAAAAACAUGGUCUGUCUCCUGUGCAGCUAGCUCUUGGCUUUGUCAGAGAUCAUCCAUUAGUGACAAGUUCGAUCAUUGGUGCAACUUCGGUUGAUCAGCUUAGAGAAGACAUUGAUGCCUUUCUGACAGUUGAGCGGCCAUUGCCUUGGGAAGUAAUGCAGGAUAUAGAAUACAUUUUCAAGAGAAAUAAGGACCCUAUUGACUGAUGAACAUUUUCACCUGGGGUACGGCGCUGCCCAUUAUAGAGGGUGGGGGAACCUCAUAAGCCUGGUUAAUAUCGAACCCACAACUUUGGUGUGGUGUCGUGGCGAUUUGUCUUCUUCCUCACCCGAGUCCCAUUGAUUGUGCAUUUUUACGUUCAAUUGUAACAUAUUCCAUUCUCAAAAGUAUUGGAGAAUUAAAUAAUCCAAAUUUUGUUGUGCAUUCUUUUUGACAGGCAUUCUUCCUCCAUUUUUUAAUAAGUAUUUUUUAAUUAAUAAAUAUCAUCUUAAAAGGUCAUUUAUAGCUUCAUUUUUAGUCAUUCUUUUUUCAUGAUAGACUUUACAUUUUUUUUUUUUUUUUUGGCAAAUUUUUUUGUAUUCUCAUUUGACGAUUAAAAAAUACAAUUACUUCGUAUAAAUGCCUGAAAGCACAUAAGAAAAACACCCAAAUAAAUAUUGAUGAAGGAAAAAAAAAAAAAAAAUUUCAUUUUAAGAAAAGAUUUGUUGAGGUUGUGUGGAAGUAAAAAAACAUAGCCAUGCAAGUGCGCCAAAAUCGCCGAAGCUACAAAAAUGGGUUCUAAAUUCAUGUCUUACACACAAUUUCUCACUCUUCUUUCUCUAAUUAAUUCAUUUUCUCCUCUUCAAAUUAAAAUAAAAUUACUUCCACCAUGAAAUUUUCUCUAACCCAGAUUUUAAAAUAAAUUUAUCAUUAAUAGUCCAUAGAAUUAUUGAAAUUUGACCAAUUUAAUCUAGCAAUAUUAAUUUGCAAUUUAUUGAAUUUAUUCUAUAAAUUGAUAAUAAUUUUAAUGAGAGGCGGAAAAAAAGAAAGAAAAUAACAUCUAUGAAGAUAAAGAGGGAGAAGGAGCAGAUGCAGUUAGAGAAGCAAAAGCAGGGUUGCUGUGUUUCCAAAAAUUAUUUCAGAUGGAAUGGCAGAUCUUGUUAAUUAUGGCCAUUCUGACCGUGAUAUUGACCAAGUAAUACUCUUUUCUUUUUCCAUUG
Molecule: messenger RNA, 3009 nt
Organism: Chenopodium quinoa (quinoa)
Lineage: Eukaryota; Viridiplantae; Streptophyta; Magnoliopsida; Caryophyllales; Amaranthaceae
Product: protein tas-like
Exons: 8
Coding region: 1006-2016 (336 amino acids)
Molecular function (GO): oxidoreductase activity
Source: RefSeq, a predicted model, not a curated record